AUGCACUUGCUUGUAUCUGUUCGAUGGUCACAGCGGCAUCAGUUGUAUGCAUGUAAUGCUGCUUUGAUAUUCACUUCCGAUGGCCGACGAAUGUUUGAAGUCAGUGAAGAACUGGUGGAAGUGGCGCAGGAAAAACAAUUAUACAUCGUCUUUGAAAACGAGCAAACAGAGGAGGAUGAAGAAGAAUUACGAGUUACUGUAGGUAAUGAUGAAGAAGACGAGCCUGAAUCAUACCAGCCUAGAAGGCGAUCCACUGACAGUCGUGACUCCUAUGGAGACUUGAUGCAAAGAAUUGAAAUGAUAUCUAACACAUAUUGUUAA
Messenger RNA from Cylicocyclus nassatus, 321 nucleotides. NCBI's taxonomy places the organism in Eukaryota, Metazoa, Nematoda, Chromadorea, Rhabditida, Strongylidae. The record is from the annotation of a GenBank genome assembly.